CCGCCAUCUUGUGGGAAGAGGAGGCGCUCCGGCUGCGAGGCUGCUUUUGCUGCCGAGAUUACAGGAAAUAGCCCAGCUUCGCGUCCGCAAACACUCGAGGGAACGGAGAGAACCGGGACCCCCUGGGGGCCCCGCGGCUGAUCUGACACAAUGGCAUCUGAUGACUUUGAUAUAGUGAUUGAGGCCAUGCUGGAAGCUCCCUAUAAAAAAGAGGAGGAUGAGCAGCAAAGGAAAGAGGUUAAGAAGGACAGUCCUAGCAAUCCCACCAGCAGCACCGGCAACAGUGGCAGUAGUACCAGUGGGAGCACCACCACUGGGGAGACAAGCAAGAAGAAGAGUCAGAGCCAUACGAGUAGAAGCAAGGAUAGAAAGCACAGUCGUAGUCGAGAUGGCGAUCGGCAUAGAAGGAGAACCAGCCGAAGCCGAAGUCACGAUCGGCAGCGUCGUCGCCGCAGCCGGAGCUGGGACCGACGGCGUGGUAGUGAGUCACGAAGCCGAGACUGGCGUUGUGAGGGUCGUGCACACUACAGGAGUCCUCCACUGCUCACUGGGCGUAGGCCUGGACACAGUAAGAGUCCUCAGUUCAGAGAGAAGAGCCCAAUCAGGGAGCCAGUUGAUAAUCUCAGCCCUGAGGAGCGUGAUGCCCGCACUGUUUUCUGUAUGCAGUUAGCUGCCCGAAUCCGGCCUCGAGACCUGGAGGACUUUUUUUCUGCUGUUGGCAAGGUUCGUGAUGUGCGCAUCAUCUCAGAUCGGAACUCGCGGCGUUCUAAGGGCAUUGCCUAUGUUGAAUUCUGUGAAAUCCAGUCUGUACCACUGGCCAUUGGACUGACAGGGCAGCGGCUACUGGGAGUGCCUAUCAUUGUACAGGCCUCACAGGCAGAGAAAAACAGACUGGCAGCCAUGGCCAACAACUUGCAGAAAGGUAGUGGUGGACCAAUGCGUCUCUCUGUUGGCUCCCUGCACUACAAUAUCACUGAGGACAUGCUCCGGGGCAUCUUUGAGCCCUUUGGCAAAAUUGAUAAUAUUGUCCUGAUGAAGGAUUCAGAUACAGGCCGCUCUAAAGGUUAUGGUUUCAUUUCGUUCUCUGACUCUGAGUGUGCCCGGCGGGCCCUUGAGCAGCUGAACGGCUUUGAGCUUGCGGGUAGACCAAUGAGAGUUGGCCCUGUUACUGAGCGGCUGGAGGGUGGUACAGACAUCACUUUUCCUGAUGGAGAUCAAGAGCUGGACCUAGGAUCAGCAGGUGGACAUUUGCAGCUCAUGGCCAAACUGGCAGAAGGCUCUGGAAUCCAGCUGUCCACCACAGCUGCUGCUGCUGCUGCUGCUGCUGCUGCCCAGACUGCUGCCUUGCACCUGAAUGGAGCAGUUCCCUUGGGGACCCUAAAUCCGUCAGCUCUAACUGCUCUGAGCCCAGCCCUGAACCUCGCCUCUCAAGCAAUUGCUUCCCAGUGCUUCCAGCUCUCCAGCCUCUUUACCCCACAGACCAUGUAAAUCAGUGGAACACACAGCCCCAGUACUAUGGCCCUGUGCCUGUGGGUCCUACCAAUUCUUUCUCCACAUGUACUCUUCCUUGGUUCCAUCUUCUAAUCGUGGACCAAGCCAUCCUGAGGGCAUGAACAUUCAUUCUGGAGGAAUUGGGGCCAGUUGGAGACACCAAGAAGAAAGAGUUCCUUCCGUUGUACUACUGGGAGUGAACUCUGCCCAACAAAAGCCUCUAUUGAAGAGAAUAGACUCUAUACCUGCAUUUGUCCUUGUGACAUGGCUGCCAAGAUGGCCAUCUUGCCCUUUUCCUACCACCUCUUAGUGCUUCCUUGACUCCUCCCCCACUGGGAAGGCUGUAGGGCAUUAACUACAGGAGCUAACCUCUUCUUUUCCUUUACCUUUACUCUGUAACCUAUUAAGGAAAACCUGUAGGACUUCUGAAUCUAGAGGACAUUGUAGUGUAAGGGAUGGGGGGACUUCUUAAAGGUGCCAGCUUUCAGCUGUAAGGGCUCCCCGGAAGACACCUCAGACCUGUGUGUUGUAAAGCUUGCCUUAGGUCUCUGGUAGGCUGAAGGCUGGAACUGCUACUGCAGGCUCAGCAUCUUGCUAGGAGGCAUGGGAGUGGCCUACCUUGACAGGCAAUGGAGAUGUCUAAGGGACUUUCAGGAAUUUAGUAAAAGGUGGGGUACAUUUCCAAUAUUUCCCAUCUUCCUUUUUAUAUUUGUCCUUCUCAGGAAGAUGGAGGGGAGGCUGCCAUUCUCUAUCACUUUUGUGUGCCUAUUGUGUCCUCAACCUUGUCAUUUAAAGCCACUCCUGUCCCCUACCAGGGCAUAUGUGAGCCUUUGUCAGUGAAUUUUAUACCCUUGUGUCUUGUGUACAUAAAUAUAUAUAUAUAUACAUAUAUAUAUAUAAACUUUGUACAGAAGGCAAGCUCCUUGUUAGAUGUUUGCGGUCCAUAUGUCUGUGGUCUUGGUUGGAGUGUCUGAUGUUAAUUUCUGAGCCAAAGCCAUAGUGCUUCUAAGGAUAUAAAACAUUUGUAAUGCCAUUGUGUUUUCUUUAUUUUGUUUUCUCUACCUUUAGGGAAAAAAAAUAGUUUAAAGGCUCAUACCUGGGUGGAGUUCCCCAUUUGUAUUUGCAUUUCAUACUCUCAGCCACACAGUCUUUUCCAUUUAUCUUUUUUUUUUUUUUUUUUUUUGCCUCUGGGGCUUGAACUCUGAGCCUGAGUGCUGUCCCUGGGCUCCCUUUACUUGAGCCACAGCCU
Messenger RNA from Perognathus longimembris pacificus (Pacific pocket mouse), 2740 nucleotides. RefSeq names its product RNA binding motif protein 23 (gene Rbm23). The transcript has 14 exons. Gene Ontology annotation, cellular component: nucleus. Gene Ontology annotation, biological process: mRNA processing. Gene Ontology annotation, molecular function: RNA binding. Lineage: Eukaryota; Metazoa; Chordata; Mammalia; Rodentia; Heteromyidae. The coding region runs from base 151 to 1488 and encodes 445 amino acids. The record is from RefSeq and is a predicted model, not a curated record.